AGAGAAUUCGCGAGUCUCUGGGUGAGCAGAGCGCGUCUGAGUGAAAUUGGAAACAAAACAAGGUCUUGUGGUCGAUUCAAAACAGAAAACAGGACCUGGCUAUGGCUACUUCUAUACUUGGGGAAGAACCACGAUUCGGAACUACCCCUUUGGCUAUGCUGGCUGCUACAUGCAACAAAAUUGGUAACACCAGUCCUCUCACCACAUUACCUGAUUCCAGCGCUUUCUCGAAAGGUGGAUUUCACCCUUGGAAAAGAUCGUCCUCUAGCUGUAAUUUGGGAACAGGUCUGCCCGGUUUCACCGUGGCAACGAGUAGGGGAUCGACAGGACUAACCUCGACAGCUGGCACGGGCAACAGCGCGUUCUGCCUGGCAUCCACGUCCCCUACGUCCUCGGCGUUUUCUACUGAUUACAGCAGUUUGUUCUCGAACUCGGCCAGCGUUGCAUCGCAAGAGUCGGGACAGUCGGCUUUCAUAUCCAAAGUUCACACAUCAGCAGAGAGUCUCUAUCCGAGGGUGGGCAUGGCGCACCCCUACGAGUCGUGGUACAAGUCAGGCUUUCACUCGACCAUCUCGAGUGAAGUGGCAAACGGAGCGUCCCCAUGGUGGGACGUCCAUACCAAUCCCAGUUGGCUAGAAGUGCAGAAUCCCGCCAGCUCUCUGCAGACCUCAUUGCACUCGGGGACUCCACAAGCCAUACAUUCUCAACUGAGUGGUUACAACCCCGAUUUCUCUACCCUGACGCACUCUGCGUUCAGCUCCACCGGUAUAAGUCCCUCUGCCUCUCAUCUCCUGUCCACGGGCCAGCAUCUGUUGACACAAGAUGGUUUCAAAACAGUCAUACCCACUUACACGGACACGUCUGCCGCAAAUGCCAUGAUAUCAGGUACAAGUUCUACGAUAGGAAGUUCAUCACGGUCGUCUAGGAGAUACUCCGGCAGGGCGACAUGCGACUGCCCCAACUGUCAGGAGGCAGAGCGGCUUGGGCCUGCAGGGGCCAGCCUCCGCAGAAAGGGACUCCACAGCUGUCACAUUCCGGGUUGUGGCAAAGUAUAUGGGAAAACGUCGCACCUCAAAGCUCAUCUCAGAUGGCACACGGGUGAGAGACCUUUUGUCUGUAACUGGUUAUUUUGUGGUAAGCGCUUUACCAGAUCUGAUGAACUCCAGAGGCACCUUCGUACCCACACGGGGGAAAAAAGGUUUGCCUGCCCCGUAUGCAACAAGCGCUUCAUGAGAAGCGACCACCUGAGCAAACACAUUAAAACGCACACCGCAGGCGGAGGAGGUAAAAAAGGAAGCGAUAGUGACACCGACACCAGUAACCUCGAGACACCCAGGUCCGAGUCCCCGGAACUUCUUUUGGAAGGAGUCAACCCUAACAGGGUCAAGGACCCCUCUCCUCAUCACGAGUCCUAGACUGAAUUCCAUCGCUAUAUAAUAUCAGAAUGACCUCUGUAUAGUGACAAAAAUCAGCUCAUUUAGGUAACAAGUGAGAUUUGAGAUUGUGAAACACUGCUAAACAGGGAUCAAGUGUCCGCACUUUGAGAGAACAGUCAUUAAUUUAGUUUAAACUAAAAACGAAUUCAACUCUGAUUAGUAUUUUAUCUUCUAAAUAUGAAACAGCUGAUCUCCAAUUACACUUCUGCUUUUUUCCUGGAUUCAAGCUGACAAGUGUUUUGACAAAAGACAUUUUUAAAGGAUCCGUGCGCAAAGAGGAAACCCAAAAGAAUUUGACUGGAACAUUUGCGUCGAAUUUUCCAUGUACAUAUGUGGACAACAAAUGACAUGUUAUUUUUCUUGUAAAUGUUAUGGUUGUUUUGUCCGUGGUGGAUCCUGAAAUUCAGGGAGUUUUCUUUACUUUCGACGCACUUUGUGGAUGUCAGUAUGUAUGUACACAGCUAUUUAAAUAUUCAGUUACCCACUUUCCUUUCCUCGCGAAAAUAUAAAUGUUUAAUUGUAUAAAG
This is a messenger RNA of Sardina pilchardus (European sardine), 1963 nucleotides long. It is a transcript of the gene sp9, whose product is annotated as sp9 transcription factor. The coding region runs from base 102 to 1415 and encodes 437 amino acids. The record is from RefSeq and is a predicted model, not a curated record. The transcript has 2 exons. Gene Ontology annotation, molecular function: RNA polymerase II cis-regulatory region sequence-specific DNA binding; DNA-binding transcription factor activity, RNA polymerase II-specific. NCBI's taxonomy places the organism in Eukaryota, Metazoa, Chordata, Actinopteri, Clupeiformes, Clupeidae. Gene Ontology annotation, biological process: regulation of transcription by RNA polymerase II.